Molecule: messenger RNA, 4035 nt
Organism: Acipenser ruthenus (sterlet)
Lineage: Eukaryota; Metazoa; Chordata; Actinopteri; Acipenseriformes; Acipenseridae
Product: Fc receptor-like protein 3
Exons: 17
Coding region: 110-3835 (1241 amino acids)
Biological process (GO): cell surface receptor signaling pathway
Molecular function (GO): transmembrane signaling receptor activity
Source: RefSeq, a predicted model, not a curated record
CCCUUGAUGAGUGCAGCUGCUCAGAAUCAAAUUAAAACAACAACAAAUUAAGAGAAGACAGACAUGAAUUAAAUAUAGAAAGGAAAGAAAGAGAACGAAAGAAAGAAAUAUGGGCUCCACAAAACAUCUCAUUCUGAUAUUAUUUUUUGCACUGAUCCCAUUUGCAGAUCUCGCAGAUGAGCGAGUGAUCCUGCAGACUCCCACCCAGCCUGUGUUUGAGGGAGAUGCUCUGACUCUGAAGUGUCGUGACCGCUAUAAUUAUCAUAUUACCAGGGUUGUCUUUUAUAAAGAUAAAGAGUUACAGUCCCAGGCUGGCACAGAGCUGAGUGUGGCUCGUGUUUCAAAGAGUGAUGAGGGGUCCUACAAGUGCACAGCGUGGGGAUGGAGCUCCUACCUGGGUGACUCUGCAGAGGUGCGGGUGUCAGUGAGAGAACGACCCCAGGCUGUCCUGACGCUGGAGCCUGCAUGGACACAGAUAUUCAAAUCAGAGAGAGUCACACUGAGAUGUCAGGUUCCAGGGGAUUACACUGACUGGAGAUUCACAUGGUACAAAGCUGGGAGGAAUGCUCCAGUAACCCAGUAUUCCUACAGCAGUACAGAUGGUGACAGCUACACAAUUAGCUCUGCUACUAAAGACCACAGUGGAGAAUAUACCUGUCAAGGUGAAAGGACAGGUAACCCAUCGUACUCUAAAACAAGCGAUGCUCUUACACUGAGAGUAUCAGAUGAGCGAGUGAUCCUGCAGACUCCCACCCAGCCUGUGUUUGAGGGAGAUGCUCUGACUCUGAAGUGUCGUGACCGCUAUAAUUAUCAUAUUACCAGGGUUGUCUUUUAUAAAGAUAAAGAGUUACAGUCCCAGGCUGGCACAGAGCUGAGUGUGGCUCGUGUUUCAAAGAGUGAUGAGGGGUCCUACAAGUGCACAGCGUGGGGAUGGAGCUCCUACCUGGGUGACUCUGCAGAGGUGCGGGUGUCAGUGAGAGAACGACCCCAGGCUGUCCUGACACUGGAGCCUGCACAGAUAUUCAAAUCAGAGAGCGUGACACUGAGAUGUGAGGUUCAGGGGGAUUACACUGACUGGAGAUUCACAUGGUACAAAGAUGGGUCGAAAGUUUCAGCAACCCAGGAUUACUACAGCAGGAUAGAUGGUGACAAAUAUACAAUUAGCUUUGCUACUAAAGGCCACAGUGGAGAAUAUACCUGUAAAGGUGAAAGGAAAGGUAACCCAUCGUACUCUAAAACAAGCGAUGCUCUUACACUGAGAGUAUCAGAUGAGCGAGUGAUCCUGCAGACUCCCACCCAGCCUGUGUUUGAGGGAGAUGCUCUGACUCUGAGGUGUCGUGUCCGCUAUAAUUAUCAUAUUACCAGGGUUGUCUUUUAUAAAGAUAAUAAAGAGUUACAGUCCCAGGCUGACACAGAGCUGAGUGUGCAUCGUGUUUCAAAGAGUGACGAGGGGUCCUACAAGUGCACAGCGUGGUGGAGAAGCUCCCCUUACUAUGGUGACUCUGCAGAGGUGCGGGUGUCAGUGAGAGAGCGGUUCAGCACACCCACUCUGACAGUGCUACCUGGUGCCUCAGUGUGGGAGGGAGAGGCUGUGACUCUGCAGUGUGGGGCUCAGAUAUAUAAACAGGGCACCCGGCUGCAGUACCGCUAUAGCAAAGACAAUGGGGAUCUGAUUGGAGCUCGAUCACGGGAGCCAUACUCAAUCCCAGCGGCAGAGCUGAGAGACACAGGGAGCUACCAGUGUGAGGUGGAGGCAGAAGGGACGGGGUUGAAGAAAAGGAGUUAUUCUGUAUCACUGACUGUGAAAGAGAUCCCGAAGGCUGUCCUGGUCCGGGAGCCAGCAGGGGUUCCGAUCUCUGAAUCCGACACCGUCACUCUGAGGUGUCAGGUUCCAGGGGAGCUCACUGCCUGGGGGUAUACGUGGUACAAGGAUGGGAGAUCACUUCCACUGUACCAGAAUUGGAAUGACAGAUACACAAUCGGAUCUGCUGCUGUGAACCACAGUGGGGAAUAUACUUGCCAGGGUGACAGGACCGGUUACCCAUCGCACUCGAAAAGAAGUGAUGCUCUUACACUGACUGUAUUGAGACUGAAGUUGUCUGGUGUUGCAUUGCGGGUGUCCCCGAUUGGCGGGGUGGUGAUAGAGGGCACUAGUCUCUCCCUGCUGUGCUCUGUCGCUGUCGGCUCGCUGCCCAUCGUUUUCACGUGGCACAGAGAGGGCAGCCAGGGCCACAUCGCCAGGCACACCGCCGUAGACCAGCGGAGUGAUGAGCUCAUCCUUCUGAGAGCCCAGGAGAGCGACACAGGCUCUUACUGCUGCCAGGCUGCAUACGGAGAGGGAGAGGAAGGGAUCAGCAGCCAGUCUGCACUCCUCACUGUGCUGGUUCCUGUCUCCGCCCCCUCCCUGUCUCUGGUGUCAGGAAACAGCGUCGCCCCCUCUGGUGACACGCUAACACUGCGGUGCGAGUCACACAGAGGGACCGGCCCAAUCUGGUACAGCUUUCAUCACCGUGGCAACGAGGGGAACCAGAGCAGCACGCUUCUGUACUGGACCAGCCUGCCCGGGCCCGGCCCAGUCUCCCACAACCGGACCAUUCUGAACGAGAGUGACUCGGGACAGUACUGGUGUGAUUCCUUCAAUAACGUGUCCCAGGAGAUCAAAACCAGCGAGCGGAUCAACAUCACAGCUAUAGUGCCAGUGGCAGGCGCUAACCUGAGCUCUGCUCUCCCGGAGGGGGGUGUGUGGAAGAACAGCAGGGUGUCUCUACACUGCUCUGUACUUCGGGGGACCAAGCCCAGCUACUCGUGGUACCGGAACGGGCAGCGGUUACACAUCCCUGACCACAUCAGGACUUACACACUGAGCGAGGGAGGGGCCACGCUGUCCAUCCACUCCGUGCAGGAGCUGCAUGAAGGAACUUACCAGUGCGUCGCAGAGAACCAGAUCACAGAGAGGAGGACUUUUAACAGCACGAGCAACACUGUGGAGCUCAGAACAGCAACUGCUCUGACCCUCAUUGUCUCGCUGGUGUCUGUCUUCAUCCUGCUCCCUGUGAUCUCAGCCUGCCUGUUCCUAACAGUGAGAGCCCUGAAGAACAACCAGAGCCUCCGAGAAACCAUCGAGAAAUAUGGAGUUAUCAGACAAAAACCUAAAACAUUAAGGGAGCCAGCAGCAUCCCCUGUGGCUGAGAACAGUCACGACAUUCCUGAGACCAGCCAUGCAGCUGCAGAGAGGGAGGGUGAGCUGGUCUACGCUGUGGUCGACAUUAAGAAGAAAAGCAAAGUUAAGAGAGGACAGGAACCCAAGAACAGAAAGAACCCACCUCUUGAAUACUGUGUAACGUACGCCAAAGUGAAUGACAGAGCCAGCGAGAAGACAGAGGGAGAGAAAGAGGAGUGUGUGUACUCCCUGCAGCACGAGGCAGGGAUAGAGGGAACGAGAGAGGAGGGGAAAGGAAAGAGAGAGGAAGGGAGGGGGAAUGAGGGAGCAAGAGAGGGGAGGACAGAGGGUUUAAUCUAUACCCUACCCAUAAUAACAAGGAUAGAUGGAGUGAGAGAGGGGGGGAAAGGAAAGAGCGGGAGGGAAGAAUGUUUUUAUUCCCUGCCGAGAGAGGUGGGCAGAGGGAGGGAGGGGUGCAUGUAUUUUGAACCCAGGCAGACAGAGAGAGGGGGAGGGGGUGAGAGAGAGGAGGAGGUGUAUUCAUUGCCCAGGGGGGUGGGGAUGUAUUCACUGCCCAGAGAGGUAGAGAGAGAGAAUGGGAGGGUGAAAGGACCGGGGGAGGGAGUGUAUUCCAAUGAGGAGAGUCUGUAUGAAAACUUUCAGCAGAGGACAUGAGAGAGGAGAUGGGGGGGGAGAGAGAGAGUGGAGGAGAGUGAAACAGGAGUGGAGAGAGGACAGGGAGGGGAGAGGAGGGAGUCCGUGGAAGAGCAAAGGGUGAGAGAAUAAGUUUAAUAGUGUGAUUGAAAAAUACUGUAAAUGCUAAAAAAUAUUGUUUGUAAUUUUGUUUUUUUUAAUAUAAAAUCAGUCAUUAAAAA